Messenger RNA from Cetraspora pellucida, 587 nucleotides. NCBI's taxonomy places the organism in Eukaryota, Fungi, Glomeromycota, Glomeromycetes, Diversisporales, Gigasporaceae. The record is from the annotation of a GenBank genome assembly.
UAAUUCCCAAUGGUUCCACUUCCAGUACCUCAAUACCUAAUAAUAAUGAAGUAGUAGUAACUUCCAGUACCUCAACGCCUAAUAAUAAUGAAGCAGUAGUAACUUCCAGUAUCUUAACACCUAAUAAUAAUGAAGCAGUAGUAACUUCUAGUACCUCAACACCUAAUAAUAAUGAAGCAGUAGUAAUUGGUAAUAUGUAUAAUACUAGAGAAAAUUGGAUAGAGAUAACAGAUGAUGAUAAUAAAAAAUAUUGGAAAUGUGUACAUUGUCAUGAAAAGACUUAUGCAAUAAAAACUAGUAGAAUGCAUUUAAAAAACCAUACCGUAAUAUGUCCUAAUUCUCCACUAGGUAAAACUCCGAAUGAAGAGUUCAAACUAGUUACUAAAGAAGAUGUAGAUAAUUCAAUAGUAGACUUGGGAUCCUGGGUUAGUGAUAAUUGGAGGAUAGUUAAUAUUGUUCUAAGUUUUCAAAAAUCAGGACAAACAGCGGAAGAAAUAACAUCAGUAAUAAUGAGCAUGUUAAAAAAUUACUCUAUUGAAAAUAAAAUAUUGGCACUUACUAUAGAUAACACCGCUACUAAUAAAGCA